CGUGUGGGGCGGGCCCCAGGCAGAGCGAGCCGGAGCUGGCGCCGGCUGCCAGAAGCUCGCGGGAGGCCGGCAGGGCGGCGCCAGGGCCGAGCAUCUCUGGCUAUAGCGCCGCGGCCUCUCUGCUUGCUGCACUACCUGGCACGGGCCAGGCGUCCGGAGAGAGAAGAUGUUUUCCCGGUUAAGAGCUGUUACCACUCCUUGCACUUUGACCUGCCGCCGAGUGCACCUGAAGGAGAAGGGCAAGCCACUCAUGUUGAAUCCAAGAACAAACAAGGGGAUGGCGUUUACAUUACAAGAACGACAAAUGCUUGGUCUUCAAGGACUUUUACCUCCUAAAAUAGAGACACAGGAUAUUCAAGCCUUACGAUUCCAUAGAAACUUGAAAAAAAUGACUAGCCCUUUGGAAAAAUACAUCUAUAUAAUGGGCAUACAAGAAAGAAACGAGAAACUGUUUUAUAGAAUACUACAGGAUGAUAUUGAAAGUCUGAUGCCAAUUGUGUACACACCAACAGUUGGUCUUGCCUGUUGUCAAUACGGACAUAUCUUUAGGAGACCUAAGGGAUUGUUUAUUUCAAUCUCAGACAGAGGUCAUGUUAGAUCAAUUGUGGAUAACUGGCCAGAAAAUCAUGUUAAGGCUGUUGUGGUGACUGAUGGAGAGAGAAUCCUGGGACUUGGAGAUUUGGGUGUCUAUGGAAUGGGGAUUCCAGUCGGGAAGCUUUGCUUGUAUACAGCAUGCGCAGGAAUCCAGCCUGAGAAAUGCCUGCCUGUGUGCAUUGACGUGGGGACCGAUAACAUGGCUCUACUGAAAGACCCGUUUUAUAUGGGCUUGUAUCAGAAGCGAGACCGCUCCCAGCUCUAUGACGAUCUGAUGGAUGAGUUUAUGAAGGCGAUCACUGACAGAUACGGCCGGAACACACUUAUUCAGUUUGAAGACUUUGGAAAUCAUAAUGCAUUCAGAUUCUUAAAAAAAUACCAGGAAAAAUACUGUACCUUCAACGACGACAUUCAAGGGACAGCUGCAGUUGCCUUGUCUGGUCUCCUUGCGGCCCAAAGAGUGAUUAAUAAACCAAUCUCAGAACACAGAAUCUUAUUCCUCGGGGCAGGAGAGGCUGCACUUGGAAUUGCGAAUCUUAUAGUCAUAUCAAUGAUGGAAAGUGGUCUCUCAGAAGAGGAGGCACAGAGAAAGAUCUGGAUGUUCGACAAGAACGGCUUGCUAGUUAAGGGCCGGACUGCUAGAAUAGAUAGUAACCAGGAACCAUAUGCUCAUGCUGCCCCAGAGAACAUACCUGCAACCUUUGAAGAUGCAGUAAAUAAACUUAAGCCUUCAGUUAUAAUUGGAGUGGCAGGUGCUGGCCCGCUUUUUACUCCUGGCGUAAUUAAAGCCAUGGCCGCUAUCAACGAGAGGCCCAUAAUAUUUGCUUUAAGUAAUCCUACAGCACAGGCUGAGUGCACUGCCGAAGACGCUUACACACUUACAGAGGGCAGGUGCUUGUUUGCCAGUGGCAGCCCAUUUGAGCCGGUGAGACUCCAGGAUGGGCGUGUCUUCACCCCGGGCCAAGGGAACAAUGCAUACAUCUUCCCAGGUGUGGCUCUAGCUGUUAUUCUCUGUGAAGCCCGACACAUCAGUGACACCGUUUUCUUAGAAGCUGCAAAGGCACUGACAUCUCAAUUGACAGAUGAAGAGUUAGCCCAAGGGAGGCUUUACCCAUCACUUGCUAAUAUUCAGGAAGUUUCUGCUAACAUAGCUAUUAAAAUUGCAGAGUACCUGUACGCUAAUAAAAUGGCUUUCCGAUACCCAGAGCCCGAGGACAAGGCCAAAUAUGUGAAGGAAAGGAUAUGGCGGAGUAAUUAUGUUUCCCUGCUGCCAGAUGUGUAUGAUUGGCCAGAAUCGUCAUUGAAGCCUCCUCAGAUACCAGAAUAGAAGCUUUCCCUUUAAGACAUUCCGUGCUGCAGGGACAAAAAGAUAAUAUUCUCUGAGUUACUGUGUCCUCUGGUUUAUUCCUCCGUACUACUUUGCUUGGCAUUUUUCCUGUGAAUCUCGCUUUGGUUGGGGACAGACAUGCUGACUAUGCUGCGGUGCCCACAGUCCAGUACUGGGAAUGCGUCAUUCAGUUCAGUGGGUCUCCUCGUGUGCUCUGCUUUGAGCUCGCCACGGUAUUGUUGCUGUUACGUGAAUGUCUCUCUUCUUCCACUCAGUCCUCUAGCACUGUGCAUAUGAGUACAACGUGUUGAGAAGAAGCUAAGUGUUCACCAAAUCCCAAAGAAAAAGUUGUUAGCACUUAAAAGCUGUUCUUUUUUUUUUCUUUUCUUUUUUUUUCCGGAGCUGGGGACCGAACCCAGGGCCUUGCGCUUGCUAGGCAAACGCUCUACCACUGAGCUAAAUCCCCAACCCCAAGCUGUUCUUUUCUAUAUACUUCAUUUCACUUUCUGCUCUGAAAUUCCUUUGUAGUAGACAGGUUUGGGGAAAUACGAAAACAAAAAAAGAUGCCAGUUUCCUAGAACUAAAUCAGUGCUAACUGUGACAUUCUAGAAGAGUGGGAGGAGCCACUGCUGCCUUUAGACAGACUGAACGGCCAUCUGCAACAGUGUACAAACCAGUUUUACUAAUAAAACCAAUUCCUUACGUUUAAUUGC
This is a messenger RNA of Rattus rattus (black rat), 2634 nucleotides long. It is a transcript of the gene Me2, whose product is annotated as malic enzyme 2. The transcript is spliced from 16 exons. Bases 167 to 1921 code for a protein of 584 amino acids. Gene Ontology annotation, biological process: pyruvate metabolic process; malate metabolic process. Lineage: Eukaryota; Metazoa; Chordata; Mammalia; Rodentia; Muridae. Gene Ontology annotation, molecular function: malate dehydrogenase (decarboxylating) (NAD+) activity; malate dehydrogenase (decarboxylating) (NADP+) activity; NAD binding. The record is from RefSeq and is a predicted model, not a curated record. Gene Ontology annotation, cellular component: mitochondrion.